CCCUUUCAGCCUCACGUUGAUCAGGCAAAAAAUUCCCACAAUGGCAAGGGACUGAAGGGGCUGGAGACAAUUGCUGCCCUGGUCCGCUCUGUUGAAGAGACCCCUGAGCCAGUAGCUACCAAAUUAGAGGGAACCAUUCCCUCCUGGAUCAAUGGCAAACUCCUCCGCAAUGGCCCUGGGAAGUUUGAGUUUGGAAAAACACACUACAACCAUUGGUUUGAUGGGAUGGCCAUGCUGCACCAGUUCAAGAUUGAGAGAGGUGAGGUGACGUACAUGAGUCGGUUCCUGCAGAGUGAUACCUUCAAAAAGAACAGCGAGCGGGACCGGAUCGUAAUGUCUGAGUUUGGCACGCUUGCCAUGCCCGACCCCUGCAAAAACUUCUUCCAGCGAUUCCUUUCUCGCUUUGAGAAGUUUGAACCCACAGACAAUGCAAGUGUGAGCUUUGUGAAAUACAAAGGGGACUACUAUGUCAGCACAGAGACAAACUUCAUGCACAGAGUGAACCCAGAGACCCUAGAAAGUUUAGAGAAGGUGGACUGGAGUAAGUUCAUUGCAGUAAAUGGAGCCACUGCUCACCCCCACUAUGAUCCAGAUGGUACCACCUACAACAUGGGCAACUCCUAUGGAAGAAGAGGAGUCCUCUACAAUAUCAUCAGAGUACCUCCUGAGAAGACGGAAAGCGAAGACACUCUGCAAGGAGCCAAAAUCCUCUGUUCUAUUGUGCCUGCAAACAAGUCCCAUCCCUCCUACUACCACAGCUUUGCCAUGUCUGAGAACUACGUGGUGUUCAUCGAGCAGCCAAUCAAGAUGGACCUGCUGAAGAUAGUCACAUGUAAAUUAAGAGGGAAGGCUCUGAGUGAUGGAAUCUACUGGGAUCCCAAACAGGAGACAGUCUUCCACCUACUUGACAGAAAUUCUGUACCGCAGGUCAGCUCAGUGAAGUACCACACCAAAGCCUUCUCCACCUUCCAUCAAAUCAACGCCUUUGAGGAGGAUGGAUUCUUGAUGCUCGAUAUGUGUUGCUCCGACGACGGCCAAGCCAUCAACAACUACCUCAUCCAGAACUUGCGUGAAUCUGGAGAUGCGUUGGAUGAGGUGUACAACACCUUGUACAGGAGUUUCCCUCGGCGUUUUGUUCUGCCACUGCAUGUGACCAGUGAAACCCCAAAAGACCAGAACCUGAACACUCGACCCUGCAGCAAUGCAUCGUGUGUCAAAAUCGGUGACGACAAGGUGUUCUGCCAGCACGAGGAUCUCCACGGAGAAGACCUCCAUGAGUACGGUGGCCUGGAGUUCCCGCAGAUCAACUACGCCAGAUGUAACACACAUCCGUACCGUUAUUUCUACGGCUGUGGCUUCAGACAUCUGGUGGGAGACUCUCUGCUCAAGAUGGACCUGAAGGACAAGACAAUCAAGGUCUGGUACCAGAAGGGUUUCUACCCCUCAGAGCCUGUGUUUGUGCCGUCACCUGAUGCUGUGGAGGAAGAUGGUGGUGUCAUCCUCUCGGUGGUUCUCACCCCAUCACAGGAUAAAGGGACCUUCCUCCUGAUUUUGGAUGCCAAGACAUUUGAAGAGCUAGGAAGAGCUUAUGUGCCUGUUAACAUGGCUUAUGGCUUCCACGGUACCUUCAGUGCCUCUGCAUAAACUUCUUGUUUUUUAGACUCCCCAUGAUUCAUGGGCCAUGAA
This is a messenger RNA of Neolamprologus brichardi, 1686 nucleotides long. NCBI's taxonomy places the organism in Eukaryota, Metazoa, Chordata, Actinopteri, Cichliformes, Cichlidae. The record is from RefSeq and is a predicted model, not a curated record.